Euleptes europaea (tarantolino) is the source of this 3014-nucleotide messenger RNA. RefSeq names its product platelet endothelial aggregation receptor 1 (gene PEAR1). The transcript is spliced from 21 exons. Bases 1 to 3000 code for a protein of 999 amino acids. Gene Ontology annotation, molecular function: protein binding. The record is from RefSeq and is a predicted model, not a curated record. NCBI's taxonomy places the organism in Eukaryota, Metazoa, Chordata, Lepidosauria, Squamata, Sphaerodactylidae. Gene Ontology annotation, cellular component: membrane.
AUGAAGAGGUGCGCCAUUCUCUUGCUGUGGAUGCAGUUGGAGUGGGGAGCAUUGCUCAGUCCCAACGACCCCAAUGUCUGCAGCUAUUGGGAAAGUUUUACAACACCCUCCAAGGAGUCGUAUGUGCAGCCCUUUGCCCAGGUCUUCAAGGAACCCUGCGACAAGGUGUGGCCGUUCGCCAAGACCUGCACUCAGCACAGAGUCCUGUACAAGACAGCCUAUCGCCAAGGCGUGAAGGUCGACUACAGGAGGAGGUACCGCUGCUGCCGGGGCUAUUACGAGAGCGCCGACCUCUGUGUCCCUCGCUGUACCCAGGAGUGUGUGCACGGCAGGUGCGUGGCUCCCGACCAGUGCCAGUGUGAGCAAGGGUGGAGAGGUGCGGACUGCUCCAGCGAGUGCAGCAACCUGUUCUGGGGGCCUGAUUGCAGAAACUCUUGUGCAUGUAUGAACGGAGGCACUUGUGACCCCCUGACCGGGGCCUGCGCUUGCCCACCAGGCUAUAGGGGCCCCCUAUGCCAAGAGCCCUGUGCCCUGGGAACGUAUGGCCCAGGAUGCUCGCUGGGAUGCCACUGCGAGAACGCUGCCUCCUGCGACAGGGUGACGGGGGCCUGCCUGUGCCCCCCGGGAUUCACAGGACCGCACUGUGAAGCCCCUUGCCUGAAUGGCAGCACCGCUGGAUUUCAGUGCCACGCUGACUGCCCUUGCCAGAACGGGGGCAUCUGCCACCCCCCGAAAACCAGCAACUGCGCCUGCCCUCCUGGAUGGAUGGGCGCCAUCUGUUCCAUCCCCUGCCCCGAGCGGCACUUUGGCUCCAGCUGCCAAGGGGAGUGCCGCUGCCACAACAGUGGCCAGUGUGACCCUCUCAGUGGGCAGUGCCAGUGUGCGCCAGGCUAUGUUGGAGAGCGAUGCCGCGAGGAGUGCCCCAUCGGGAAGUACGGGCAGGACUGCAGCCAGACCUGCGACUGCACCAACGGCGGCCGCUGCUUCCACAUCCACGGGGCCUGCCUGUGCGAGGCCGGCUACUACGGCAGCCGCUGCGAAGAGCGCAAGUGCUUGGGGGGCCUCUACGGCCUCGCCUGCAAUCGGCCCUGCCCCUGUGACCCUCAGCACACGGAGAGCUGCCACCCGCUGACCGGCGAGUGCACCUGCAAGCCGGGCUGGGCCGGCCUUUUGUGCAACGAGAGCUGCCCCCACGGAUACCACGGAGUCGGCUGCCGGGACCCCUGCUUGUGUCUGAACGGGGGGACGUGUGACAGUGAGACCGGGCACUGCGUUUGCGUGGCAGGCUACAUGGAUGAGCACUGCUCCAUCCCCUGCCCGGCUGGCAUCUACGGGGUGAACUGUUCCCUGAGCUGCACCUGCCAGAAUGCCUUUGCCUGUUCCCCCAUGGAUGGGACCUGCAUCUGCAAAGAAGGCUGGCAUGGAGCGGACUGCUCCGUCUCCUGCCCCGUGGGCACCUGGGGCGCAGGGUGCAAUGGGACCUGCCUGUGUGCCAAUGGUGCUGCCUGCAGCCCUGUCAGCGGGGUGUGUUCUUGUGCCACAGGCUGGCACGGCAGCCGGUGUGAAGAACCCUGCCCGGACAGGUUCUAUGGCUUUGGCUGUAGCAGAAAAUGUGCCUGCCAGAAUGCAGACAGCUGCGAUCCAGUGACAGGGCAGUGCCUUUGCCUACCUGGAUGGACAGGCCCCCUUUGCAGCCAAGCGUGUGCAGACGGCCUGUGGGGGCCGCAGUGCCACCGGCCCUGUGCCUGCAAGAACGGCGCCCUCUGCUCACCCCAAGACGGGAGCUGCGAUUGCACCCCCGGCUUCCGGGGACCCCUCUGCCAGCGCCCCUGCCAGCCGGGGCGCUACGGCAAGAAGUGCGCUGUGCCGUGCAAGUGUGCCAACCACUCCAUCUGCCACCCCGUGGACGGCUCCUGCGACUGUUCUCCCGGCUGGACGGGCAGUGACUGCUCAAGGCGCUGCCCGUUCGGGUUCUUUGGGGAGAACUGCACCCGUCAGUGCCAGUGCUGGAACGAGGCCACCUGUCAUCCCGAAACUGGGCGGUGCCUGUGCCCCUCCGCCUUCACUGGCGCCCACUGUGAAACCAGGACAGGAAACCCCGACCAUCCUCUGACGAUGGUUCCUGCCACACCCUCCGGCUACAGCAGCAGCCUGGGGGCUGUGAUUGGCAUCAUCGUGAUGGCUGCCCUGCUGGUGCUGGUCUUGGCGCUCUUCGUCUACUACCGGCACUGGCAGAAGGGCAAGGAGUGCCAGCACUUGUCUGUGGCCUACAACGCAAGGCGGACAGACGCUUCGGAGUAUGCGGUGCCAGACAUCCCGCCCAGCUACGCCCACUACUACUCCAACCCCAGCUACCACACCCUGUCUCCGUGCUCUCCGAGUCUUCCCGUGCCGAGCAUCCCGGAGCCGCCUGCCGCUGGCAAGUUGACCAGCAGCCAGCUGUUCUCCGCCCCCAAGAGCACGGAGCGGGACUGGCCGGGGCCAUACGGGGCAGACUGCCACGCCACCCUUCCUGCAGACUGGAAACACCAGGGGGGGGCCCUAGCAUUGAGCCACAUCGGGCAGGGAGGAAGCCAGAUUGAUCGCAGCUAUAGCUACACCAACGGACUUGGAAAAUACCAGCCCAGAGGCUGUGCCAAGGAAGAGCCCCUGUGCCGCAGCGACAGCUCCCUGAGCAGCGAGAACCCCUACGCCACCAUCAAGGACUUGCCCACCCUGGCCGGCAAGCCCUCCGAAGGCGGCUACAUGGAGAUGAGGAACCCGGCCAAGCGGGAGAUGUCCUACGCAGAGAUCGGGCUCUUUGAGGAAUCGGCCCAGAGCCUGGAGGAUGAAGGAGAAAAUGGCUUGCUGGGGGCAGAAGGCGUUUCACAGGCGGCUCCUCCUGGUAUCCCCCCCAACCACUACGAUUCUCCCAAGAACAGCCACAUCCCCAGCCACUACGAUGUGCCGCCCGUUCGCCACUGUUCACCUUCACCGCCACGCCGGAGACGAGACCGAUGAGGCCAGGCCCAAGC